Closterium sp. NIES-65 is the source of this 984-nucleotide messenger RNA. Lineage: Eukaryota; Viridiplantae; Streptophyta; Zygnematophyceae; Desmidiales; Closteriaceae. The record is from the annotation of a GenBank genome assembly.
AUGCUCGCCAAAAGCGUGCCGAGUUCUCUCGUGAUUUCAGGCGCUGCGACCGCUACACCAGCACCCGCACCUGCACCCGCACCUGCACCCGCGUCGGAAGACCCUACUGCCGGCGCUCCUUCCGCUCCUCAUAAUCCCGCAAAUGGCGGCGCUGCAGGAUCCGGAAAUGCCCAGCCCCGUGGGCCGGGAAAAAAACGUGGAAGAAAAGGAGGAGCAAUUGGCGCCGCAUUAAACGCAGCCAGCGGCAAAAAAGGGAACGCAAUCGUGAUCCCUGGUUUCAAUCUCAAGGGCCGAAAACGCGGCGGCCGCGGCGGCAAAGGCAAGUCAAAGGGGAAUAAACAGCGAGAUGGUAGUGGCGGUACCAACGGCGUGAAUCCCGGCGAGGAUGGUCGCGCGGACGGUGGGAUUGAGGGAGAGGAAUCUGGAGACAACAUAGCAGGAGAUGAUAACGGUGGUGAAAAUGGCGGUGACAACAAUAGUGAUGACUCUUCGAAUGGCUGUCCUGAUGGUGGUGAUGCUGGUGGCAACGAUAACGAUGGUGGUAACGUUAGUGGUGAUGGUGAUUUCAGUAACGAUGAUGGUGACUUCGGUGAUGGUAAUGAUGACUUUGGUGAUGGUAAUGAUGACUUUGGUGAUGCAUCGGCAGCGGAGUGGGCGAGUGAAUUGGUGUCGCUCGGCUGCCCUCUGGAGCACGGCGGAGCAGAGGGGCUCGGGCAGAACCUCUACUGGCUGUCGCCCGCUGCUCUCACCCCGGAGGAGGACCGUGGGGCGGUGCAGUCAUGGGUGGAGGAGAAGGCGGACUGGACCCCCAGCCCCAUUCCCGACGGAUGUGCGGACGGCAAGAUGUGUGGGCACUACACGCAGGUGGUGUGGCGCGACACCACUCAUGUCGGCUGCGCCUCUGCUCAGUGCCCCGAUGGCUCCGGCAUGUGGGUCUGCGACUACUCGCCCCCAGGCAACUUUGACGGCGAGACUCCGUUUUAG